AUGGAGUCCUCCGAGGCGAGCUGGCACUACUCGUUCGAUCCGACAGUCGCCGUGGAGGACUCCGAGGCAAUGGCCCAGCUGCUCGGCGUCCAGUACUCCGCAGGCAACGAGCAGAAGCAGCCGACGCCGACGCCGACGGCCAUGUACUGGCCUGGCCAAGAAGCUGACCAAUAUUACAGCUCGGCGCCGUACCCGUACUACAUGCAGAUGCAGCAACCCAACUCGGUCGCAAGCUGCUACGACCAUGGUUACUAUGGCAGCAACACGUUCACGAUGACCGCCGGCGACUUCUUCGUGCCGGAGGAGCAGAUCAUGGCGGCGGACCCGAGCUUCAUGCUUGAUCUGAACCUCGACUUCGAGUACCAGGACGGCCAGGGGACCGGCCGCGGCGGCGGUGGCAACACGCCGGCGGUGUGCAAGAGGAAACUGGAGGAUCAGAAGGGCGAGAGCACCACGUGCACCGUUCCAAAGAAGAAAUCGCGAUCCACCGCAGUACCGGCGCCGAAGAAGGGCAAGAAGGCGCAGAAAGGCGCGUGCAACCGAGGCAACCAGGAGGAGAGCAACGGCGACGACGGCAAUGCUGCGCACCAGCAACAGUGCUCCAGCAACUACCUGUCUGACGACGACUCGCUGGAGAUGAUCGCGUGCAGCAACAUGAGCUCGGCGUCCAAGAAGUCGUCGUCGUCGGCUGGUGGGAAGGCCAGGGCCGGACGUGGGGCCGCCAUCGAUCCGCAAAGCCUCUACGCCAGGGUAGAUAUCAGCACGAUGCUUGAAGAAGCAGCUCAAUACGUCAAGUUCUUGCAGCUCCAGAUCAAGCUAUUGAGCUCGGAUGAUACGUGGAUGUUCGCUCCGAUCGCCUACAACGGGGUCAACGUUGGCCUCGACCUCAAGAUAUCUCCACCGCAACAAUGA
This is a messenger RNA of Miscanthus lutarioriparius, 912 nucleotides long. The record is from the annotation of a GenBank genome assembly. Lineage: Eukaryota; Viridiplantae; Streptophyta; Magnoliopsida; Poales; Poaceae.